CUUCACAAUGCCAGUUCCUCUUGCCCCAUAUCCUACACCACCAACGUCAUUUACACCGCCUGCUAACGGUACACAGAGCCAGCUCGUGUGCUCUGGAUGUAGAAAUCUUUUACUCUAUCCAGUUGGAGCAACAUCUGUCUGCUGUGCAGUUUGCAAUGCAGUCACAGCAGUACCACCUCCUGGCACUGAGAUGGCUCAGUUGGUUUGCGGAGGCUGCCACACAUUACUAAUGUACAUUCGUGGAGCAACAAGCGUGCAGUGUUCUUGUUGUCACACAGUCAAUUUAGCUAUGGAAGCAAAUCAGGUAGCACAUGUGAAUUGUGGCAACUGCCGCAUGCUGUUGAUGUACCAAUAUGGGGCACGAUCAGUGAAAUGUGCAGUCUGCAAUUUUGUGACAGCGUGUUCGCUGGAUAAUACAGGUUUUAACGAGCACAACUGAGCAAAAGCUUAACAGCUAAUUUUAAAGCAGCUGAGCCAGUACUACAAACUUCUAUGACUGAAGUUGUGUUAUGUCUCAACACAAUUGCAACUACCAUCCACCAGAGGAAAUUUCUACUCACUACAAGUAUAGAGCUACUAUAGAGCUAUAUUUCCCUCGCGUAUCUGUAAUAUGAAUAAGCAGUUUUGCAGGUUGGGCCUACAAAAGGUUUGUAUAUAAUGGUAUUGCGUUUGUAAGUCUAGUUAAAAAAUCCUGGAAAGUAAAGCCUCCUUUUCACCUACCA
Molecule: messenger RNA, 722 nt
Organism: Nicotiana tabacum (common tobacco)
Lineage: Eukaryota; Viridiplantae; Streptophyta; Magnoliopsida; Solanales; Solanaceae
Source: RefSeq, a predicted model, not a curated record